Messenger RNA from Amoebophrya sp. A25, 860 nucleotides. The record is from the annotation of a GenBank genome assembly. Lineage: Eukaryota; Dinophyceae; Syndiniales; Amoebophryaceae.
GCUGGACUUCCCUGAUUUAGAGCAAGCGAGGCAAGCACAACACCAAGUUGUAACUUCUCAUGCCAGCAAAGCUGAAGUAGCCGUGAAAGCUUCAUCUGCUUCUCCUGAAACAACAACAACUCCUAUGGCUUCUUCAGCAGGAGAAGGGAAAAAGAAGAAGAAAAACAAGGUUAAGAGUAAGGGAGGAGAAAAUGAGAAAAGCGGUGUUCUUGUAGUGGAAGAGCAACCAGGACUCGAUGCUAGAGCAGAUACCUCCCAUGCAGGAAAAGAUGCUUCGCCUACCGUCGAAGUAGAAGAAUCUUCGCGUGCUCUGCCUGUGGAGAACGAUAAGGCAGAUGCGGUUGAAGAGGACCCGCUGGUAGAUCAGGACUUGGCUAACAUGACUCAGAAAUCACUAGUUCUCAAGGAAACGCAAGAAGAGGACGAACAACAAAAACCACCACAAGGCAAGAAACCAGACGCAGUUCCAUCAUGUUCACCUUCAACAGGUACUACUAGAGACGAACACGAAGACAAAACCGAAUCCGCUUUCGAAGCCUACGUCCAAAACUCUGCUCUCACUCCUCAGCAGGUGCAAGAAAUCGCGCAAGUUGCUCAGAGUUUAGACGCUUUCAUUCUCCACGUUUUGGAUCAGUACUUUGUGGAUGAGUGGCUCUCACAAGGAAGAAGCAUCUUUCGAGACCCGGAAGACACUGGUGUGGCUGAGAAACUCUUUGCGAAUCGUGUGCGACUAACCAGGCUAUCAAACUACAGAGCCGCGAUGGAGGAUGACUUUCAAAAGAGUUUCAGUGCUGAAGAUUUACAUUCACCAUUUUUGUUGCUAGGUGGUGAUGGUGUUGCUGCUGCUGGUGUUAAUGGAG